Molecule: messenger RNA, 1521 nt
Organism: Synchytrium microbalum
Lineage: Eukaryota; Fungi; Chytridiomycota; Chytridiomycetes; Synchytriales; Synchytriaceae
Gene: UGP1
Product: UTP---glucose-1-phosphate uridylyltransferase
Exons: 9
Coding region: 1-1521 (506 amino acids)
Biological process (GO): glycogen metabolic process; UDP-alpha-D-glucose metabolic process
Cellular component (GO): cytoplasm
Molecular function (GO): UTP:glucose-1-phosphate uridylyltransferase activity
Source: RefSeq, a predicted model, not a curated record
AUGGACGGCCCACUGAAAGAGUACAUUUUGACUCAUUGCUGUUUCCCUAAUGAACAACAGGAUUUCCAUGAUCACGCGGCUGGUAUGGCUGCCAAGAGCAUGCGAAACGAGCUCAACGACUUGGUAUCUGGUAUGCCAGAAGAUCAUCCUCUUCGACGAAACUUUUCUACUGAAAUGGACAACUUCUAUAUGCUAUUUACUCGAUACCUGAAUGAGAAAAGUCGUAACGAGCGUUUGAACUGGGCCAAAGUCAAAUCACCAGCUGCAGAACAACUCGUAUCAUAUUCAAGCUUGGAAAAGACUUCUCCUGCUCGUCAACCAGAAUUAUUAUCCAAACUGGCUGUAUUGAAGCUCAAUGGUGGUUUGGGUACUACGAUGGGUUGUGUUGGUCCCAAGAGUGCCAUUGAAGUGCGAGAUGGAUUGACCUUUUUGGAUUUGACUGUUCGACAAAUUGAGUACCUCAACAAUACUCAUAAUGUCAAAGUACCCUUAAUUCUCAUGAACUCAUUCAACACGGACAAUGAUACACAGCGUAUCAUUAACAAGUAUGCUGGUCACGGUUUGGACUUGUUGACUUUCAAUCAGUCCAAAUUCCCUCGUAUUAUCAAAGAAUCAUCAGUACCUAUGCCAAAGAAAUAUGAUGCCGAUAUUACUCAAUGGUAUCCACCAGGUCACGGUGACGUAUAUGAAGCACUUGACAAUUCAGGUCUAUUGGAUCAAUUAUUGGCUCAAGGCAAAGAAUAUCUCUUUGUUUCCAACGUUGACAAUUUGGGAGCUACUGUUGAUACUACCAUCUUGCAACAUAUGAUGGAUGCCGGCUCUGAAUUCAUUAUGGAAGUCACAGACAAAACCAAAGCUGAUAUCAAGGGUGGAACAUUGAUUGAUUAUGAAGGAAAUGUUAGGUUAUUGGAAGUUGCUCAAGUACCAUCAGAACAUAUGGAUGACUUCAAAUCAAUCAAAAAGUUUAAAAUCUUCAACACCAACAACUUGUGGAUUUCACUCAAAGCCAUCCGUCGCAACUUGGACAACCAAACCCUCAACAUGGAAAUCAUUGUAAACACAAAGACACUAGAUGGUGGAGAAAAGAUCAUUCAACUCGAAACAGCAGCAGGAGCAGCCAUCAAACACUUUAAGGGCGGCCAUGGUGUGAAUGUGCCGCGAGCACGAUUCUUGCCAGUAAAAUCCACAUCCGAUCUGUUUUUGAUUACAUCCGAUUUAUAUUCAUUGUCACACGGAGAACUCAAUAUGAACCCAAAGAGACAAUUUGGAGGAGUCCCCGUUGUGAAAUUGGGUGAUCAUUUCAAGAAGGUACAACACUUCUUGUCGCGAUUUGCUGGACCACCUCAUAUAUUGGAGUUGGAUCAUUUGACUGUUACUGGUGAUGUAUCGUUUGGGCAUGAUGUGAUUCUGAGAGGCACAGUCAUCAUCGUAGCCAAUCAUGGGUCACGUAUUGAUAUUCCUUCUGGAUCUGUAUUGGACGAUAAAGUCGUGACAGGCAAUUUACGUAUAUUGGAUCAUUAG